AAUCGGAAACACGUGAACGAAGUUGAUUCCAUUUAUUCAACCAUCCCAGUAUAUCUGAAGUGGGAAUUCGUUUUCUUUUCCGUUUCCUAUUCCUAUCUACCCAUCGUUGAUUUGACAUUCUUUCCAAAAUGGCUGCUAUAAGUAUCUGACACAAGUUGGUUGUGUGAUUAAAAAAAUGCCUUUGCUCCGUCAUCUCUUCGUUAUUUCCAUUUGACAGUAUUAGAAGUUGUGAUAAAAUGUGUCAGUUGUUUGAUUUAAGGAACCUGAAGUAAUACAUUGAUUAUUAAAAUGCCGAGUUUACGAAAACGCGUUGCUGGAUUUAUGCGUCAGCUGUCUGUCAGCAACCUUGCUGCUGCUGUAGAGAAUAUCGGACACGGUGAAUCGUCUCCACGUAGUCCUAGAAAUGUUCCACAGGACCUCCCUGCCGGUUGUUUCAUAACUCGAUACCUCAAUGGAUUGGAGAUUAAGAUGGAAGGUCCGGUAAUAUUGCAUGGGCGUAAUCCAGAGGAACUUCCAUCGUAUCCAUUAUGUACCUUGGAUAAUGGCGGGGAAGUAUUUGCAGCUUUAACAGGCCCCGAUCGGGGUUUGACUACGGUAAACUUAAAGCAGCGACAUUUAAGUAUCAGCGAUCCAGACGUUGACUACAUUGAUAUUUUGGAACAGUCCGAACAUGAAAGAACUGUAAACACAUCAAUGGACUGUAUAUUCUCUGUGGCUCACGAUCGAUGGUUUAUGAUUCGUCCAAGCGAUUCCCCGCCUUGUCCCAUCGACAACAGUUCUAUCAAAAUUCGCGCCGCUGGAAAGUUAUACGACCCAGAUUCCAAGUAUUCUAAUGAAAACUUGUUGGAUAGUUUGGAAUCCAAUUGCAAUAAUGAACAGACUGAUCUGUUGGAUGAUGGCUGCAAAAAUUAUAACAAAUCGAGGGAUCAAUCCGAUAUGGGAGUCAGAGGACUGCCUAGCCAAAAUAUUGAUAAUUUAUUAACGGAUGGUAUGGUCGCCGAAGAUUCAACCUCCAAAUUAGAAGAUACGAUUGAUUACGAUGCUAAAAUCAAAGAAAAGUUGGACAAUUUUCAGUUCAGUCUUACAUCCAAAGAACACUUUACAUUCGAAACGACCAGUUUCAUCCCAGAAAGUACAUUCAUACCCACGAAACAGACAAACGUAAGCUUUGACGAUAGUCUGAAUGACAAUGCUUUGCAGUUUAAUGAUGAAAACAUAAGCAAUGAUAUUGCGGAUGCUUCCAAGGAAGGGAAUUUCAAAAACGACAUAAUUCCACCACCGUCUGAGUUUGCUUCCGAGAUGAAUCCACUGAGGAAAUCAAAAAGUGCUCCAGCUCCGUUUCGCAAGGCAAAAAAAGGUACAACAUCUGACGGUGAAAUAGCUUGCGUAUCAGACUGGUUCAGGCCUCACGAUUUAGCCUACGGAGUAGCGACCACCCUGUAUGAAAAGAAUCCGACGACGAAUAUCAACAACGGAGAACCAAUUGCUGAUUGUUUUGGUAUUUCGGCUAGACCGAAGGCUGCUGUUUUGGGACUCGCUGAUGGCGUUAACUGGGGCCCAAAAGCAAGCAUUGCCGCUCGAGCAGCGGUGCACGGGAGUAUAGAAUACCUGAACAAGGCCCUUUUCUCGUCGGCACCAGGCUGCGGAGUAACUACUACUCGGGAUGUGUUCGUAGCUUUGCUACGCUCCUUUCACUCGGCACAUUCUCUCAUUCUACAAGAGCAAGGAAUGCUGACGACUCUAACAGUUUGUGCCGUACUACCUCUGCUGCGUAACAACUCUGGGUCAAAUUGUCGUACCGAAAGGUACGUCGCGUGUACGUGUAACGUUGGGGACAGUUUGGCCUACGUUUAUUCCAGACGAACGGGCGUAAGAGAGAUAACACAAGGCUCUCACGACAUUCAUUGCAUGCGAGAUAUGCGAGAUGCAUUGGGAGCUUUGGGUCCAGUCGAUGGUUCUAAUCCAGAGUUGAAUAAUCUGACUUUGUCUAUGACAGAGGUGGAAAAAGGCGAUAUAGUAUUUUUAACCAGCGACGGAAUAUCGGAUAACUUUGAUCCUGUAGUGGGAAAAUUUGCCAUAUUACCUACCAAUAACACUGCGAGUUCCGAUAAAAGUGUCAAGCAUGAGGGCCAGAGUAGGACUAGAACUCGUCGCAAGUCUGCCGAGAAUUUAAGAAGGUCAGAUUCGAUCGGUAGUAGCAAUAAUGGAUUACCCGUCGUUGAGGCUUAUCAAAGGCACGAGCUCACUCUCUUGCGAAUGGAGGAUUUGUUGAGGCGAGGAGUAUCCGGAGAAGGACCGCCUUGCGAUAAUGCUAAACGUCUUUGCGAAUUACUUCUCGACUUUGCGGUGAGGAUCACAGCUGCGAAACGUCGAAUUCUAGAAGAUCCAGAUCUGUAUUAUGCUCAGCAAAAAGAUGGUCACAUGAUCCAAUUAUCAAAAUUGGAGCAAAGAAAUCGGCGCAAGAAAAUGCUGGAGAAGAUUUCAAUGGUACCGGGUAAACUAGAUCAUGCAACUGUCGUAGCGUACACAGUUGGUCAGUAUACCGAAUCUGAUACCGAUCUUUAGUUGUUCAUAAAAUUGUAUGUAUAGAGUGUACAUGUAUAAAUAGGAAGUAUUUUUAUUUUUACAAGAUAAUAACGUUUAUAGUAUGAUUCUCGAUGAACUAAGGUAGUCGCCAUAUACCAUGUAUAAUUAUUUGUAUAUAUUGUGCGUUAGAAACGGUGAAAGUUAUUCUUUGGAUUAGGAAAAACCGCGCAAGACGUUAGGCGGUUCGACAUUUCUGUACAUGGAAUCGAUAUCACUGAAUCGAAGCUAUUACGCCACACCAGACUGCAUAUGAAGCAAUUCAUACCAUUUGAUCAGGCUCCAGAUUCUACUUUUAUAGCGAAUUUAUCCUUGAUUUUUUCUGUGAUAGUAAUGUAA
Molecule: messenger RNA, 2922 nt
Organism: Diprion similis
Lineage: Eukaryota; Metazoa; Arthropoda; Insecta; Hymenoptera; Diprionidae
Product: PP2C-like domain-containing protein CG9801
Exons: 7
Coding region: 289-2565 (758 amino acids)
Source: RefSeq, a predicted model, not a curated record